AUGAUGCAACAGUACCGAGCGAAAGCACUCAUGAUCUCGAGCAGCAGAAUCAGGCGUUGCUGUACAGAAACAGGAGGAGAAGCAGCAAGGGGUUUUGUAGUAACGGUGAGAUCCGAGUCAAUGAUCAAACCUUCAUCACCAACUCCUCCCCACCUCCGCCGCUUCAAGCUCUCUCUCUUCGACCUCAUCACGCCACCAGAAUACUACGCGACCUUCGUGUCUUUUUACAGAGCUCCGCCGGCGGCGGCGAGCCAACACCGCCACCACGUGGUCCUCCGAGACUCGCUCUCCAAAGCUCUCUCCCACUUCUACCCACUGGCCGGCAGGCUCGAGCUGGUGUGGGGCCCCGACGGUGGUUGGGGCCCCACACCCAGCUCGUUUGUAAACUGCAACGAUGAGGGGGUACUGUACGUGGAAGCAGAAGCGGACCAAGACAUGGCAGAAUUCCUGGGGGACACCGUGCCGGUGUCGGAGGCCCAGCUGCUCAGUCAGCAGCUGGGCCCCCCGCGCCCUAGGGUCGUCUGUCCACGGUCGUCUUCUUCACAGGUAGUGUAUCUCGCCGCCGUGAAGACGACCGUGUUCCGCUGCGGCGGCAUCGCUGUUGGAGUUUCUGUGAGCCACGUUGUAGCAGACGCUCAGGUUACAGGCAUGCUGCUCAAGAAAUGGGCGGCCUUCGCGGUCGGCGGUACUACUACUACCGCCGACCGUGGAUACGCCCACGACGCGGCCGCUUCGCUUUUCCAAGCGGAAGAAUCCAUCAUCAGCGGUACGCGGUCGUACAUGAGGGAGCUGUCCGAGAAAGCGGCGGCUAACCGGCUCGGUGCUGUUGCGAAUCAGAGAUUCGUUUUCACACGGGAGGCCAUCUCGGCCCUGAAAACGGAAGCCCGGAGCGAGCAGGUGCCCGACCCGAGCCGGACGGCGGCCAUCUCCGGGCUUAUCUGGAAGGCUGCUAACGACGCCAGCAGGGAAACUGCUGGCGCCGCUGCAGCCACCUCCGUACUACUUUCCGUGGUCAACCUUCGGCCCAGGCUGAAAGUCCCACUACAGGACUACCCUAUGGGAAACGUAUUAUGGGUCGCCGCCGCAGCGGCGACACUUCACAUCGAUGGUAAUGGUGAUGAUCGUCAAGUGCUGAAGCAAUUGGUUAAGCUGGUGAAGGGGUCAGUCGCAGAAGUGGACGGAGAUUUUGUGGAGAAACUGCAGGGAGGCACGAAAGCGCAUCACGAAUUACAGAAGCUGUUGAUCGCGAGCUGGAGCAGCAACAGCAGCAUCAAUAGUAGUACGAGGCAGUACAAUCUCUCAAGCAUUCUGAGGAACGGGAUGAAUGAAGUGGAUUUCGGGUGGGGAAAGCCUUUGUGGGUUCGCUUUCUGUGGCUCACUGACGAGCCUCCUGGUCGGGACAACGUUGUGCUGAUGGAAGCCACAGCUGGUGACGACGGUGCAGUUGAAGCCUUGGUAAGCUUGGAUGAACGAGAGAUGGCCAUCUUUCAACAGGAUCCCCACCUCCUUCGAUAUGCUGUACUUAAUCCAAGAAUUCGGCUGUGA
Molecule: messenger RNA, 1545 nt
Organism: Linum tenue
Lineage: Eukaryota; Viridiplantae; Streptophyta; Magnoliopsida; Malpighiales; Linaceae
Source: the annotation of a GenBank genome assembly